Setaria italica (foxtail millet) is the source of this 2777-nucleotide messenger RNA. Its product is annotated as trihelix transcription factor GTL1-like. The transcript has 2 exons. Bases 349 to 2481 code for a protein of 710 amino acids. NCBI's taxonomy places the organism in Eukaryota, Viridiplantae, Streptophyta, Magnoliopsida, Poales, Poaceae. The record is from RefSeq and is a predicted model, not a curated record.
AAAUGGAAACCAAACAGACCGAGCCCUCUACCCUCCCUCCAUUAAGACAAGGCCAUCCCCAUCCUCCCCUUGUUCCUCCAAUCCCCAUCCCCAUCUCCCCCCUCCCCCUCCUGCUGUGACUGUGCUGUGCAUUCGCAUUUCCAAAUUGCAAUUCAGGUUAAUUUGUUACGCCACCAGCAGCAUGUAACCAAGCCAAGCCAAGCAAAGCAAAAGCUUCACCAUCACCGCCGAGGUCGAGCAAUGGUAGCAGUAAUUCAUCCCCACUGCCACUGGAGGUGAGUGGUAGCAGCUACCUAGGAAUAGGAUAGUAGUAGGGAGCUCCCCCCCCGCCGGCCGGAGGACUUCGCCAUGCAGUCCGGCUAUGGCGGCGUCUCCGAGUUCCAGCAGUUCAUCAUGGACGGCGGCUUCGCCAUGUCCGCCCCGCCGCCGCAGCAGCAGCCGCCCCAGCCUGCCGCCGCCCCGGAGCUGGGCGGGCCCUUCAGGUACCAGCCGCUACACCACCACGCCCUGCCGCCGCAGCACCACCACCACCACCACGCGCCCCACAUGCCGCCGCACUUCGCUCACUUCGGCGCCGCCCCGCCGGCGCAGUCGCAGGCCGGGAUACCCUUCACGCAGCAGCUGCUGCACCAGGCGGCCGCCGCGGGGCACCACCUCCAGCUCUUCCACGAGCAGCAGCAGCACCACCACAAGCCCCCGCCGCAGCAGCCGGCGCCCGCGAGAUGGGCUCCGCAGCACCACCACCAGCAGCAGCACCAGCAGCCGCACCACCACCAGCAGCACCACCUGGGAUUCGACGUCGAGGCCGUGCCGGAGAGCUCAGGGGCGGGCGCCGGGAGCGCGGCAUCCGGCGGCGCAGCCCCUCCGGGAGUCCCCCCGUUCCUGGCAGCUGCCAUGAACUUCAAGCUGGCGGUCGACGCCGGCGGCGGCAGCGGCGCCACGGGGGGCACCGACGACGCCCUCAACGACGGGGGCGGCGGCGCGGGCGGCGGCAUGAUGCUCCAUGUCGGUGGCGGCGACGACGAGGCGGCCACCGAGAGCCGGCUCCGGCGGUGGACCGGCGACGAGGAGACCUCCAUCAAGGAACCCACCUGGCGGCCGCUGGACAUCGACUACUUGCACAGCACGAGCAGCAGCAAGAGGGCGCCGGGGAAGGAGAAGGUAGCCACUCCAGAGUCCCCCGCGCCGCCUGCUGCCGCUGCGGCCAACUACUUCAAGAAAGGCGACGACAAUGCCGCUGCCGCCGCUGCGUCUGCCGCGUCCGCGGGUGGCGGCAACUACAAGCUGUUCAGCGAGCUGGAGGCCAUCUACAAGCCGGGGAGCAGCGGCGCCCAGACGGGCUCCGGCUCCGGCCUCACCGGCGACGACAAUGCCAUCCUGGAGCCGGCCAUGGCCGACCUCCCGGGCGUGGCGGCCGCGGACGCGCCGCAGCUCAACGCAUCGGAGACGUCGGCCGGGGAGGACGCGGCGGCGGUGGUGCAGCCCCCGCAGCCGCCGGCGGACGCGUCGCGGCGCAAGCGGAAGCGGCGGCGGCAGGAGCAGCUGAGCGCGUCGGCGUCCUUCUUCGAGCGGCUGGUGCAGCGGCUGAUGGAGCACCAGGAGAGCCUGCACCGCCAGUUCCUGGACGCCAUGGAGCGCCGCGAGCGGGAGCGCGCCGCCCGCGACGAGGCGUGGCGCCGGCAGGAGGCCGACAAGUUCGCCCGCGAGGCCACCGCGCGCGCGCAGGACCGCGCCAGCGCCGCCGCGCGCGAGGCCGCCAUCAUCAACUACCUCGAGAAGAUCUCCGGCGAGACCAUCGCCCUCCCGCCGGCGUCCGGGGACGACACGAGCAUGAGCCAGGACGCGGCGGCCGGCAAGGAGCUGGUGCCCUACGAGGGCGGCGGCGGCGGUGGCGACACGCUGCAUCUGAUGAGCACGUCGCGGUGGCCGAAGCACGAGGUGGAGGCGCUGAUCCGGGUGCGGACGGGGCUGGAGGGGCGGUUCCAGGAGCCGGGGCUCAAGGGCCCGCUGUGGGAGGAGGUGAGCUCGCGCAUGGCGGCGGCGGGCUACGGCCGGAGCGCCAAGCGGUGCAAGGAGAAGUGGGAGAACAUCAACAAGUACUUCCGCAAGGCCAAGGAGAGCGGCAAGAAGCGCCCGGCGCACGCCAAGACAUGCCCCUACUUCGACGAGCUGGACCGCCUCUACUCGCGCACCGCCGGAGCCACCGGAGCCGGCGGCAGCAACAACAAUGCCGGAGACGAGGCGGCCAAGGCGAGCUCGGAGCUGCUGGACGCCGUGGUCAAGUACCCCGACGCGCACGGCGGCCCGCCGGGGUUCAUGUUCGACAGGGAGCGUCAGAACGAGGGCAAUGGCAAUGGCGGCGCUGAGGAUGGGAACGACGACGACGAUGGCAUUGCCAAGCGAAGAGCCGGCGGCGACGAUCAGGAGCAGGAGCAGGACGACGAGGUGGAGAGCCAUGGGCAUGAGGAUGAGGAUGAGUAGAGCUAGCUAGCUGAGGUGGAUCGAUGGAUCUCUCUAACCCCGGCCGAGCAGCCGCAUGCACGGCCAUGGCAAUGGCAUUGUUAAUUUGCUUAUUAAUCCGUUUCUUUGUUUCUACUUGUUAUUAGCUCCUCUCCGGCCUGUUACUACUUAUAUGUUAGCAGCACUACUGUUACUACUACUACUACUACGGUACUUGUUAUAUAAGAUGAUGAUGAUGAUGAUGCUGGCCAUCUAGCUUAUUAGCUACAAGUAAGAGAGAUGAUUGCUUACUUAGUUUAAGGAAUCAUUUGCAUGCA